CGCGUAGUUGGUGCCACGUAGCCUUAUAUGAAAGUCUUUAAACCGGACUGAUAGCUUGAACCGCAAUCAAUUUAUUGUAGUUACGACACGUGCAAAUUGUUUAUACCCUUCGUGUUAAAAUUUUGGCACAAACUUUUCUUAAAUAAUAAUAGAAGAUGUCUUACAGACAUUUCAGCGUUAUGUAUAGGACCAUAUGUAUUGCGUGUGUAGGUCUUUUAUCGUUUAUUAGUUUAGUAAACAGUGCACCAGCACCUACAAAACGUCCACAACAACCAGUUAGUCAGAAUGAAGAACAAGCCCCACCAGAUGCAAAUCCAGUAAACACAGGUUUGUAUUAUGAUCAGUAUCUACAGAAGGUGAUAAAACUUCUUGAGAGUGAUGAGUCGUUUAAAAAGAAAAUGGAAACUGCCGAUUUGGAUGAUAUUAAAAAUGGUGCAUUGAGCAACGAGUUAUACAGCGUAUCUGGAGAAAUAAGAACAAAACUUGAUGCUUUAAAAAAAGAAGAAUUAAACAGACUGAGAAAGAUUCUGCAUGCAAAGGUUGAAUUGGACAAAGGUCGCAAAGUACAGAGGAGUGGAUAUCUUAAACAAAUAGCCAAUCAUCUUGACCAUGGAAGUCCGCACACAUUUGAAGCAGAUGAUUUGACCAAACUUAUCAAAACAGCAACAUCUGACUUGGAAAAUUUUGAUCGUGACCGGCAUGAGGAGUUUAAGAAGUUUGAGAUGAGGAGGGAGAUGAAAAGGGAAGAGAAACUGAAGAUGUUGGAUGAACAGGAGAGAAAGAAGGCAGAAGAUGACUACAGAAAACAUCAGCAAGAAUUGGCCGAUAAAUCAUCUAUACAUCACCCGGGAAGCAAGGCACAGCUUGAGGAUGUUUGGAAUGAGGAAGAUGGGCUUGGAGAACAGGAGUUUAAUCCUAAAACCUUCUUCAAAAUGCAUGAUGUAAAUGGAGAUGGGUACAUGGAUUCAAUGGAACUUGAAGCUAUAUUUGAUAAAGAUCUUUCCAAAGUAUAUGCGGACAACAGUGAAGAGAGCAUCAUGCAGAUGGAAGAGGAGAGGACACGGAUGCGGGAGCACGUGAUGAAGGAGGUUGAUAAGAACAAUGACGGUCUCAUCACUCUGGAAGAGUUUCUUAAAUAUUCAGACACACCAGAGUUUGCAAACCCGGAUGAAAACAGUUAUAAGACAAUUGACCAAAUGCUGUUGGAGCACACUCUCUACACACAAGAUGAGCUUCGUAAAUACAGAGAGAACAUUUCUGACCAAGAACAAGAGAUUAAAGCAAAACUUGAAGUAUUGAAAGCACAAGCGAAGACGUUGGGUGGAAUGAGACGGGAACUUGGUGAUAAUAGGCGAGAAGCUGCACUGGAUGGUAUCCAAGAGCAUGAACAAGCAUACUUGGAACACAAGGAACAACAAAUAAAACAACAGGAAGAAAAAAUACAGGAGUUGCAUAAAGAUCUUCAGCAACAAAGUAAAGAGGUUUUGCAAAUGAAAAGUGAAAUGGCAAAGCAUGAAGCAUCUGAAAAAGCGGUUUCAAAUAUUAAGUUAAAGCUGGACAGCAUGCCUGAAGGUGCUGCUAAGGAUGAAGCUGUAGCUAAGGCUCACAAAGACCUUCAGACUGUAAAGAAAGCCCAAGGACUCGUGGAUGAUGAUACUCAACUCAAACCAUCAGAUCCAGCUGCACCUCCUGUUCAUGACCAAGCUGCACAGCAAGCACAGUUAGCUGCACAACAGGCACAACAAGCUCAAGCAGCACAACAGGCACAAGCAGCACAACAAGCUCAAGCAGCACAACAGGCACAAGCAGCACAACAAGCUCAAGCAGCACAACAAGCUCAAGCAGCACAACAAGCGCAAGCAGCACAGCAGGCACAAGCUGCCCAACAAGCGCAAGCUGCUCAACAAGCGCAAGCUGCCCAACAAGCGCAAGCUGCUCAACAAGCGCAAGCUGCCCAACAAGCGCAAGCUGCACAACAAGCGCAAGCAGCACAACAAGCUCAAGCAGCCCAACAAGCACAAGCAGCCCAGCAAGCCCAAGUUGUACCCUAACCAUAAAAGUGUUUUUUUAAGUAUCAACUGUGUCAAAAUCAUUUUUGUCUGACUUGGAAUUUCACAUUUAAACGCACUUAAGCUUAGACAAACUAAAGUUUUUUCAUCAGGGGUAAAUCAAAUUUAAAUGAGUAUUUGUAACCAUGCAUUACAUGUUACAUGAUAGGAAUUGGAUAAUACUUGGUACUAACUGUCGGGGAAUGUGCAUUUAUAGAAAGUUUGAUGUAAAUACUGCCAACUACUUUCAAAUCCUAUAUUUUAAGGCUUCUGUAUGUAAGCCUACAUAAUACAUCGUAGCGCAGUUAUUUUUACUUAAAAUAUUUUUGACAAAACUUUAAAAAUCUUGUUAUAUUUAUUUAUGCUAGAGUCUGUUUUAUUGUACACUUCUAUCUUGAUAAGAUCUAUAUGAAGCCUAUUUCCAUUAGAAAUUAUUUUAUACACAGAUAUCUGUUUGUUUUUUGUUCAAAUAGGAAGGCAGUUCAAAAUAUCGUUUUACUUGUAAAUCUAUUUUGUUUGCAGUUUUAAUCGCAGUUACUGAACUUUUUCAAUUGGGAAUUCAAUUUCUUAUUUGUCAGUUUGUGCCAAGUGGUUGACAUAAGCUAAUAAACUAAAGAGAGUGGAAAA
Messenger RNA from Ciona intestinalis (vase tunicate), 2675 nucleotides. The record is from RefSeq and is a predicted model, not a curated record. NCBI's taxonomy places the organism in Eukaryota, Metazoa, Chordata, Ascidiacea, Phlebobranchia, Cionidae.